CCAAUAUAUCUUGGGACCCAAAAUCUCUUUGCCCCUCAAAUCUAUCACCCCUCUUCAACAGAAAAUAACCAUUAUCCCAGAAAUCUCAUCCGGGCAGACAAUCUACGGAUAGCCCAAAAAUUGAAACAAAUUCCAAAUCCAAAUUCAAAAAUACAGUUACGAAAUUUUUCCUAACAAGAUCAAAAAAUGGCAGCAACCUCUCCAUUAACUGUAAUUACACCAGUAUCCCGUUCCCUGCAAACCUUGAAAACCAGUGUUUCAUCUUCACUACAUUGUACUACAAAUCCAAUUCCCAAUGUUAAAAAGCAUAUAUUCCAAGUGGGCGUUGGACUUUUGGCCGCUUCUGUGGUAGCAGCCGCCCCUCUGGAAGCUGAAGCCACCAGAAUAGAGUACUACGCCACCUUUGCUGAGCCUUCUUGUGAGCUCAACUUCGUUCGUUCGGGACUUGGAUACUGUGAUUUGGCUGUAGGUUCCGGAGAGGUGGUUCCUUUCGGUCAGCUUAUCAAUGUCCACUAUACUGCGAGGUUUGCCGAUGGAAUAGUAUUUGAUAGCAGUUAUAAACGUGCUAGACCCCUUACCAUGCGCCUUGGUCUGGGCAAGGUCAUUAAAGGAUUAGAUCAGGGAAUCUUGGGAGGUGGAGGUGUACCCCCAAUGCAAGUUGGUGGUAAACGCAAGAUUCAUAUCCCUCCACAUUUAGCAUAUGGACCAGAACCAGCCGGCUGCUUUUCAGGGGAUUGUAACAUACCUGCAAAUGCAACGCUUGUCUAUGACGUUAAAUUUGUUGAUAGCUACAAGGGAAAUAGGAAAUAAAGAGGUGUGAAUCUAAGCAUCAAAACCAAAAAUAGUUUGGUAUGAAGGUAGGAAGAAUUGGUGCAGAUUCAUUUUGUUGAUUGAGGCCAUUUAUUAGUUAUAGAGAUGUAGGGUAUGCUUCAUGCUUGGCACGCAUAGUAUACAAGAUUAAAGAAGAUUAAGAAAGAUGGGUAUUCGAUAAAAUUUGACACUUGUACUGUUCAAUUAUAUCGGUACUGUGAUUAAGAAAUAGGAUGCAAAGCAUUAAAUUUCCUUACUUUCAUUCUUUUCUACAUUCAUGGCUGUGAAUUUGUAAUGGUUAAGGUGGUGGGUCUUGAGACCAACAACCCUAUUAUUUGAUGUGUGGAAACAAAGGCGUACAGUUGUUUGUCA
Messenger RNA from Olea europaea var. sylvestris, 1182 nucleotides. RefSeq names its product photosynthetic NDH subunit of lumenal location 4, chloroplastic. The record is from RefSeq and is a predicted model, not a curated record. The transcript has 6 exons. Lineage: Eukaryota; Viridiplantae; Streptophyta; Magnoliopsida; Lamiales; Oleaceae. Gene Ontology annotation, molecular function: peptidyl-prolyl cis-trans isomerase activity. Gene Ontology annotation, cellular component: chloroplast. The coding region runs from base 187 to 810 and encodes 207 amino acids.